AGGACGGACACAGUGGUUACAGACCCGGAUAACGGACAUAUGACUAAGAGCAACCAGUGUAUGUGUGGGAAAGUCUGCAAAAACAUCCGCGGCUUGAAGAUCCACCAAGCGAAGAUGAAGUGUUUGGAGGGAGCAGGAGCGACACAUCGCACAGGCGUUCAGCCUGGUGAGACGCAGAAGGGGCCAGGCCCGGAGUCACCCCACAGUGCCCGGAACCUCCAAGUGUUGUCGACUAAUCCCCUGAACAUUAAGUCGGACCGGAGGCGGAUCAAAUGGCCUGCAGCUAACAUGAAGUCACUGUGGAACCAGUUUGACAACGAUGUCGACCAGAUACUGGAGGCAAUGGGGAAAGGGGAAGCCAGUCAGAAACUCCAGGCCAUGACAACAACCAUUGUCAACGUCGCAGCUGAACGGUUUGGUGAGGAGGAGAAGAAACGCCCCGGAACAUCUUACUCAAAGAACCAGAGAGCUACAAAGAUUCACAACAUCAGAAAGGAGAUGAAAGCCCUGAAGUCUCAGUAUAAGGUGGUAGGGGAAGAGGAGCGCAUCGGCUUGGCCCAGUUGAUGCACAUCCUACGGAAGAAGAUUAUUGUUCUCCGCCGGGCAGAAUGGCACCGGAGGCGAUGCCGCGAGAGGGCACGAAGACGAGCUGCCUUUAUUGCCAACCCUUUCAAGUUCAUUAAAGACCUGCUGGGACAGAAACGCAAUGGCAGACUCACCUCAUCACAAGAAGCGAUAGACCAACACCUCACACAGAAGUACAUUGAUCCCGAGAGAGAUCAGGAGCUGGGAGAGAGUAGCACCAUUAUUGAUCCCCCUGAGCCGGAGGUGCAGUUUGAUAUGACAGAGCUCCAGCUGAAGGAAGUCAGAGAAAUUGUCCAUAAAGCAAGGGCUAGCUCUGCUUCCGGACCUAGUGGCACUUCAUACAAAGUGUACAAGAACUGCCCUAAACUCCUGCUACGCCUCUGGAAAACUCUGCGAGUCUUCUGGAGGAAAGGGAAGAUCCCAGACCAAUGGCGCGCAGCGGAAGGGGUGUGGAUUCCUAAGGAGGAAAACUCCACCCAGUUAGACCAGUUCCGUAUCAUCUCCUUGCUCUGCGUUGAGUCGAAGAUCUUCUUCAGUGCCAUUUCCAAACGGCUGUGCACCUACCUAAUAAAGAACACCUACAUCGACACAUCAGUCCAGAAGGGUGGAAUCUCAGGGAUGCCGGGCUGUGUGGAGCAUACUGGUGUGGUGUCACAGCUAAUCCGGGAGGCUAGAGAAAACAACGGGAACCUGUCAGUGCUAUGGCUCGACUUGGCAGAUGCUUUUGGCUCCAUUCCACACAAGCUAAUCCAGCUCACGCUGUUGAAACACCACGUCCCCAGCAGGUGUAGAGACAUCAUCACUGACUAUUAUAACAACUUCAGGAUAAGGGUCUCUUCAGGAGCAGUGGAAUCCAGCUGGCACAAGGUGGAGAUAGGCAUUAUCACAGGGUGCACUAUCUCAGUGACUCUCUUCACCUUGGCCAUGAAUAUGCUCAUCAAGGCUGCCGAGCCGGAGUGCAGAGGGCCCCGAAUGAAAUCCGGACAACGACAGCCACCCAUCAGGGCUUUCAUGGACGACCUUACAGUCACCACGGAAUCCAUUGCAGGCUGCAGGUGGAUUCUAAAGGGACUUGAGAAGCAGGUGGAGUGGGCCCGGAUGCAUUUCAAACCUGCCAAGUCUAGAUCCAUGGUGCUGAGGAAAGGAAAGGUAGAGGACAAGUUCAGGUUUUACAUCGCAGGCACAGCCAUUCCAACGAUCACUGAGAAGCCAAUCAAGACCUUGGGCAAGGUAUUUGACAGCUCUCUGAAAGACAGAGCAUCCAUCCAGUCAACCUGCUCUGAGCUGGAUGGCUGGCUGAAGUCUGUGGACAAGUCCGGCCUACCUGGAAAAUUCAAAGCCUGGGUCUACCAGCACGGCAUUCUACCCAGGAUCUUGUGGCCCCUCCUUGUCUAUGCUGUCCCGAUCUCCACAGUAGAGACCUUAGAGAGGAAGGUUAGCAGCCACCUUCGGAGAUGGCUAGGACUACCAAAGAGCCUGAGCAGCAUUGCUCUUUAUGGGCACAACAACAAACUGCAGCUGCCCUUCAAAUCUUUGGAGGAGGAAUUCAAGGUGACGAGAGCCAGAGAAGUGAUGCAAUACAGGGACUCAAGCGAUCCGAAGGUGGCCAACACUGGAAUAUGCGUGAGGACUGGUAGGAAGUGGAGGGCAGAGAAUGCCGUCUUAGAGGCAGAGGUAAGGUUGCAUCAUAGGGGCCUUGUGGGAGUGGUCACACGGGGACGUGCAGGGCUGGGAUCCUUUCCAACUCCUGAGUUAAACACCAGAGGAAAGGCGAGGAGGCACCUCAUACAGGAGGAGGUCAGAGCCACAGUGGAGGAGUCAAGAACAUGCAGGGCAGUGGGGAUGAAACAGCAGGGUGCGUGGACAAGAUGGGAGAAUGUGGUUGAGAGGAAAGUGACCUGGGCUGAAAUCUGGAAAGCCGAGUCUCACCGCAUUAAAUUCCUAAUCCAGGCAGUUUAUGAUGUGCUUCCAAGUCCAUCGAACUUGCACUCAUGGGGCCUGGCAGAGUCACCAGAUUGUCCUAUGUGUUCUAAGAAAGGAACCCUAGAACACAUCCUCAGCUGCUGCUCUAUGGCACUUGGAGAAGGGCGGUACCGGUGGAGGCAUGACCAAGUCCUGAAAACCAUCGCUGAAGCCAUCAGCACUGGAAUUGAGCGGGCAAAACGGUCCCGUCCCUCCAAGAAAACUAUCGCCUUUGUCAGAGCUGGGGAGCAGGCAAUCCCAGCUAGAAGACCACCAGCUGGCAUCCUGACCACCGCAAGAGACUGGCAGCUGCUGGUGGACCUCGAGCGGCAGCUGAAGUUCCCCAGACAUAUAGCUGCCACCACCCUAUGCCCAGACAUCGUCAUACUAUCAGAGGCUACCAAGCAAGCCGUGCUGCUGGAGCUGACAGUCCCGUGGGAAGAUCGGAUAGAAGAAGCCUUUGAGAGGAAGCUCUCGAAGUACACAGGACUGAUCAGCGACUGUCAACAGGCUGGUUGGAAGGCAAGGUGCUUCCCAGUGGAGGUGGGAUGCAGGGGUUUUGCGGCUCAAUCCUUGGCCAGAGCCUUCAGUAACCUGGGCAUCGAGGGAGAGAGUAGGAGGAGAGCCAUCCGCAAUGCCACCGAAGCGGCAGAGAGAGCCUCAAGAUGGCUGUGGCUCAAGAGAGGAAAACCAUGGAGCCAUGGUAGCUAGCUGCCAUCUGGACACAAGCCGGGGUCUGAUCAGCCCUGGCUGGGUCACCUGGAUGAGGGUGUAUGAUGUUGAAAGACCCGAAACACCCAGUGAUUCCAGGAACAUCACUGAAGAUGUGUCCAGAGGCAUCAGUAGA
This is a messenger RNA of Sphaeramia orbicularis (orbiculate cardinalfish), 3394 nucleotides long. RefSeq lists its product as uncharacterized. NCBI's taxonomy places the organism in Eukaryota, Metazoa, Chordata, Actinopteri, Kurtiformes, Apogonidae. The transcript has a single exon. Bases 40 to 3258 code for a protein of 1072 amino acids. The record is from RefSeq and is a predicted model, not a curated record.